Messenger RNA from Harmonia axyridis, 1721 nucleotides. RefSeq lists its product as uncharacterized. The coding region runs from base 134 to 1057 and encodes 307 amino acids. The transcript is spliced from 5 exons. Gene Ontology annotation, biological process: purine nucleobase metabolic process. Lineage: Eukaryota; Metazoa; Arthropoda; Insecta; Coleoptera; Coccinellidae. Gene Ontology annotation, molecular function: hydroxyisourate hydrolase activity. The record is from RefSeq and is a predicted model, not a curated record.
GUGACUACAUAUAUUUAGUAUUCUGUGGUGACUACAACCUUGGUCAAGAUUUGGUUAUUUUGGUGUCUUCAAUAAAAUAACUAAAACAUAGUUUACUCCCUAUUUUGAAAACAGUGGAAUUUAGUUUUUACCCAUGGAAGGGGAACUCGCAGAAAUAAGUCAGGUUCAAUCUGGGAGUGAUUCCAGCGAUGUUAAAAUUGUUGAUGUAAUUCCUGUGCAAUUAGUUGAUGAUGAAUCGUAUACUUUCAGAGCCGUUGAGAAUCCUCAGCGGUCGAAAUAUUAUAAGCAGACGUAUCGUCGAGCUUGGGAGCAAAUGCCUGAUUUCGCUGGCUGGUUGACAGAAGUUGAAGGCGAACCAACUAGAGCUUUCUGCAUUUAUUGUCAAAAAACGCUCCAUGCACAUCGUCUCAGUUUAUUGAAACAUACUUGCACUAUUAGACACCAAAAAGCUGCUACAUUGCAUCAAACAAAAAAGAUAAAGCCGAUUAGAGCUAAAUGUAUUAACGAUGAAAAUGAUGUAAGUAAUGCAAAAGAACAAUAUAACGAAGAAGAUGAAGAAAUGGUGGAAUAUUCUGAAAUAGUAGAUGAGAGUGAUGAAAAGACAGACAAUGAUAUUUAUCAUGAACAAGUUGGAGAAGAUGAAGAGGAAACAGAGGAUACGGAGGAAAUACACCUAAUACAGGAUUCUUCACCAACAAGUUUUAAUUACCAAUUCGAUCCUCCAAUAACAACCCAAGUGAUAGAUUCUGUUAGAGGAUGUCCUGUUUCUGGUUUAGCCAUCACAUUAUAUAAGUUAAUUGAAGGAAAAUGGACCUACAUAAAUGAAGGAUAUACCAAUCAUUUAGGUCGGUUCUCAAAGUUUGUAGAAGGUUCAACUUUUACUUCUGGUCGAUAUAAACUACAUUAUGAUGUUGAUAAGUACUUUGAGUCCCAGAAGCAAUCUUCACUAUAUCCUUUCAUAGAGAUAGUAUUUGAUUGCAAGAAUUCCAAUUGUAAUUACCAUAUUCCCCUGAUUGUAAGUCCUAAUGGUUAUUCAACCUACAAGGGAUCUUUGUAGAAUAAUUUCAAUGAUAAAGAUCGAGAGCAAUAAUUGAUUUUAUACUUAAUGAUUGAAUAUGGAACAGAUACAAAUUGUGUAAUUAUGCAGUAAAUUGUUGUAUUGGGAAAAGUAAGAAUCACAUAUUGAAGGACAUCAAUGGAUGUGAAAUAUAAUUGUAAACGUCAGUUUGGUAUUCGUCCAUGAUAUACAAUAUAAUAUAAAAAUUUUUCAGGAAUGUGGACAAUGCUUUAUUUUAUUCUCACAAGUUUACUUUUGCCAACGUUUCGGAGGCGAUUUCCUCCUUCUUCAGGGCUCAAGAAUAUCAAGUGUUCGAGAAAACAGUAAUUAAGCAAUCAAAACAUUUCUGUUUUGAUUGUAAGUCCUAAUGGUUAUUCAACCUACAAGGGAUCUUUGUAGAAUCAAAACAGAAAUCAAAACAUUUCUGUUUUGAUUCUGGCGACGUUAUACCUGUUAUUAUUUAAUCCAACAAAUAAUUUAUGAAAUAUAGCUUAAUUACUGUUUUUUCGAACAUUUGAUAUUCUUGAGCCCUGAAGAAGGAGGAAAUCGCCUCCGAAACGUUGGCAAAAGUAAACUUGUGGGAAUAAAAUAGAGCAUUGUCCACAUUCCUGAAAAGUUUUUAUUUUAUAUAAUUGUAAAUGUACAUAUGAUCAAUAAAUAUUUU